AUGUCAGGUACUUAUAAUAGCAGCACAGAGAUUUUGUUUGUACAGCAAAUAAUUCAGGUUGUGCUGACUGAGGGACAAAUAAUGAAAGUAAUUUGUGCAAUACUAAUGUCUAUAUUAUUCAUCUGUUUUAAUGUCAUCAUGGUCUUCACUCUUUGGAGCAAGCCUGAUUUUAGGGAGACGCCACGCUACAUCCUGUUUAUCAACAUGCUCAUCAAUGACUCGAUUCAACUUCUCUUCACUUCCAUUCUGUUCAUUUUCAGUCUCAUCUUACUCCAGUUAGUCACGGCUACUUGUGCUUUUAUAGUUUUUGUUUCGGUUACAACUUUCCGUAACGCACCUUUAAACCUGGCUGUGAUGUCACUAGAGCGUUAUGUAGCCAUUUGCUUUCCUCUAAGACAUGCUGAAAUAGCCACUCAGAAAAGGACUCAUAUUGCUAUCGGAGUCAUUUGGUUUAUUGGUUCUAUAAAUUUUAUAAUUGAUUUGUUUUAUGUUGGAGUGAUGGACCAUAAAUUUUUGACCUCACAAAUUUUGUGCACACGAGAGAGGCUUUUCAUAACUAAAUGGCAAGCAGAAGCUUUACAGGCUUUUAGCAUAUUCUACUUUGUGUCAGUGUCUGUGAUCAUCCUUUUCACUUAUAUCAGCAUAUUGAUCACAGCCAGGUCCAUUUCAUCCAAUAAAGGAUCUGCUACAAAAGCUCACAAGACCGUGCUGCUGCACAUCAUUCAGCUGGGCCUGUGCCUCACCUCUUUUCUCUACGGCUUUAUAGAACGAGCUGCAGCAAUGGCUGGCAGCAGCAGCCUCUUUUCGGAUUUGCGUUAUCUGAAUUAUUUAUUUGUGCUGAUCUUACCACGAUGCCUAAGCCCACUCAUCUACGGACUGAGAGACGAGGCUAUACGACCAUUAUUCAUCUACUACUUUUGCUGUGCCAUAGGCAAACGAAGAUCUACUGUCAAUGUACAUUGA
This is a messenger RNA of Tachysurus fulvidraco (yellow catfish), 963 nucleotides long. Its product is annotated as odorant receptor 131-2-like. NCBI's taxonomy places the organism in Eukaryota, Metazoa, Chordata, Actinopteri, Siluriformes, Bagridae. Gene Ontology annotation, molecular function: G protein-coupled receptor activity. Gene Ontology annotation, biological process: G protein-coupled receptor signaling pathway. The transcript has a single exon. The record is from RefSeq and is a predicted model, not a curated record. The coding region runs from base 1 to 963 and encodes 320 amino acids. Gene Ontology annotation, cellular component: membrane.